GAACGUCUUCAAGUGCUUUAAAUCUUUAAAUCUAUAAAGCCCUAUAAGUUGCACUUUUCAUCAAAAUGUCCACGCAUAAUAUAAAUAAAGAAACUUACCUACUCCGGAACACCACCCAAGGUUUAAGUAUAAUUCUGGAGGAGCCACCAACAUCAUCUAAUUUCCUCAUGUAUAACCGACUCUGCUCAAAACUGGACCAUAAUCACUUGAUGCAACCUAUUAAUGAGGCUGAGUUUGAUAGCGAAACACAAGCAUGUGUGGAUCGCAAAGCAAAUGGCUUCACAUCAUUCUACGAUCACUAUACAACUCAACCCAAAAAAAAGAAGGGCCUUGACAUCGGGUGUGAAUGCCACCUACCAGGUGAAAGUGAUCAGAGUCAAAUGGAUUUUCUCCAAGUUCCACCACAAAAAAAUGUACCGAAUGCUAGCAUUCCUCCGCAUUCGUUAAGCGAUCCUGUGGUUCGUCGCUUGGCGACGGGUGCGAUGCCACCCUUUUCUUGAAUCAAUGUAAUCUGAUACGAUUUUAAAAUAUGCUUGUGUGUAUAUCCAGAGAAAAUCAAAAAACAAGGGUUUUCAAGGUGUUUCCCCGUUAUUUUCGUCUUGUUGUGAUCUGCUGCUUUCAUACCAUUUCUGGAAAGGAAGCUUUGUUGAAGCGAUAUGAAUAAAUCUUGUCUUGAACAUCAAAAAUUUCACUUUCUUAACAAUUUCAUUUUUUUCCUGGUGUAUUGUGCUACCAGAUAUAUGACAUUCUCAAGUAUAUAUCAUGUGUCAGUGCAAGGGUGAUUCUUUCUUUCAUUACAUAUGAAUACUAUUCGUGGAAAAUAGAGACUCCUCCAUUGAUAGAAUGAUCUUGCUGUGUAUAAAAUUUCAAUCUAUCGUUAUAACGUAUUUAAAAAGAAAAACAGAAGCAUUCCUUUCUUUCUUGUAGCUCUCCUAUGUUGUGACUGAUGUUAU
Phytomonas sp. EM1 is the source of this 953-nucleotide messenger RNA. NCBI's taxonomy places the organism in Eukaryota, Euglenozoa, Kinetoplastea, Trypanosomatida, Trypanosomatidae. The record is from the annotation of a GenBank genome assembly.